AGUGGUGUAUCACUGGUAUGGUAUAUUUACAGGCUUUAUCAAAACCAAGAUUCUUACAGAUAAUCAAAACCACAGGGAAGAUAACGUGAUAAGGAGCGUAGGAAGCGGAAACAAUAGGAGUAAGCUGUGUUGAGUGACUACUUAUUUCUGAAAGUAUUUGUGCAGUGGCAGGAAAUGGCGGCUGCAUCGCUUGCUCGUAGCUUUAUUUUGCGAUCGUCGCGCACUUUUUCUGGUGCUCGGGCCCUUGCCAUCAACACAUUUGGAGGUGAUAUACAUCAAAGGAAUUUUGGCUCAAAAAGCGUACUGGCAAAGUAUGGUGGUCGGUACACAGUAUCGAUGCUUCCCGGAGCUGGAAUCGGACCAGAGAUGAUGAACCAUGUGAAGGAAGUGUUCAGGUAUGCAGGUGUACCUGUUGACUUUGAAGAGAUAAAUGUGGACACCAGUGGUGAUGAUGCUGCCUCCAUGAAGGCUGCCAUCACAUCCAUCCGCCGCAAUGGGGUGGCAAUCAAGGGGAACAUUGAAUCACGCUCCAAUCUGCCUGGCACCAUUUCUCACAAUGUGGAGCUGCGCAACCAGCUGGAUCUCUUUGCAUAUGUGCUGCACUGCCGCUCCCAUGCCACAGUUCCCACCCGCCACCCUGACAUUGACAUUGUCAUAAUCAGGCAGAACACAGAGGGAGAGUAUGCCAUGAUGGAGCAUGAGAAUGUUCCAGGGGUGAUUGAGAGCCUGAAGGUGAUCACCCUCUCCAACUGUGAGCGCCUGGCUCGCUUCACCUUUGGCUACGCCAUGGAGCACGGCAGGAAGAAGGUGACAGCCAUCCACAAGGCCAACAUCAUGAAGCUAUCUGAUGGCCUCUUCUUGGAGACCAUGAAGCGCAUCUCCAAGGAGUACCCUUCUAUUGAGUUCAGCGGGAUGAUUGUGGACAACUGCUGCAUGCAGAUGGUCUCCCGCCCAGAGCAGUUUGACGUGAUGGUGAUGCCCAACCUGUACGGCACAGUGGUGUCCAACGUGGCGUGCGGCCUGGCCGGAGGGCCCGGCAUCAUGUCCGGCCGCAACUACGGCACCGAGUACGCCGUGUUCGAGCCGGGCACCCGCAACACGGGCAGCGGCAUGGUCGGCAUGAACAUCGCCAACCCGCUGGCCAUGCUGAACGCGGCCUGCGACCUGCUCAGCCACCUGGCGCUCGACCAGCACGAGGCGCUCAUCAGGAGCGCCAUCGACCGGGCCAUCGGCGAGCGCAUCCUGACGCCGGACGCCGGCGGCAGCCAAACCACCUCCAACGUGGUGCAGUUCAUCAUCGACGACAUCAAGGAGAACGAGCGCGCCGAGCGGUGGGGCCACGCGGCCGCCUGAGGUGAACCCUGUAUCCUGACCCCGCCCUGAGUGAGGGGCUGAGCGGUGGGGGCUCGCGGCGGCUGCCUGAGGCGCCCCUCCUCCUGUUCUGAGUGGCUGCUUCCCAGGUGGACUGGUUUCCCUAUUGAUCAGUCCCUAUGGAUACCAGUAGUGGCAAUAGUAUCUGAUAAUUGUCUGCAAACAAUAGUAUUUAUUUCUUUUGCAAACUACUUUGUAUGGUUUGCUGUACUAGGAAUAUCAAUGGAUUUUGGUACAUGCCCACCUAUCCGGUUGUUAUGUUUGUAAUAUUGAUGAACGCAUAUGAGGAAAAUUAUCACUCAUUUUUGUUGAGUCAUGCCAUAGUUGCUCGGCCCAAUCCCAUUGCAUCGUUCGUCACUGACAGUCGUUGCUGCUAAUUUACGAUGGUCGUGCUGUGCCGAAGUGGUGUGCUGGUGCGGUGAGUAAUAUAUGUGGAACUGAG
This is a messenger RNA of Amphibalanus amphitrite, 1813 nucleotides long. RefSeq names its product isocitrate dehydrogenase [NAD] subunit gamma, mitochondrial-like. Gene Ontology annotation, biological process: tricarboxylic acid cycle; isocitrate metabolic process. Bases 175 to 1353 code for a protein of 392 amino acids. Lineage: Eukaryota; Metazoa; Arthropoda; Thecostraca; Balanomorpha; Balanidae. The transcript has 2 exons. The record is from RefSeq and is a predicted model, not a curated record. Gene Ontology annotation, molecular function: oxidoreductase activity, acting on the CH-OH group of donors, NAD or NADP as acceptor; NAD binding; magnesium ion binding. Gene Ontology annotation, cellular component: mitochondrion.